Molecule: messenger RNA, 3232 nt
Organism: Labeo rohita (rohu)
Lineage: Eukaryota; Metazoa; Chordata; Actinopteri; Cypriniformes; Cyprinidae
Gene: tgfb5
Product: transforming growth factor, beta 5
Exons: 7
Coding region: 1397-2641 (414 amino acids)
Biological process (GO): regulation of cell population proliferation; transforming growth factor beta receptor signaling pathway; SMAD protein signal transduction
Cellular component (GO): extracellular region
Molecular function (GO): growth factor activity; type II transforming growth factor beta receptor binding; cytokine activity
Source: RefSeq, a predicted model, not a curated record
CUUCAGGAAACUUUAGGGGCUUGUUUUGUUGAAGAGAUGUUUCUGGUAGCUCUGAAAGCCAAAGAGGUUUGUGUUUUUAAUUAUAGCAGAGUAGUCAAGUUCACACCUUCAAAGGCUUUCUCUGACAUCUGACAUUUUUCUUGAUGCUCUUGUUGUUGUUUUUUUUCCCCUCUCUCCUUUAAAUGGAUUACUCUUCGCAAAAGAUGUAUUCUGGUAGGCCAAGCCUAGACUAGCAUUUUUUUCAUAUUGUUUAUAUUAAAUCCAGUUCAACUUUAAGCCGCUGGAGACAGUGAGUCUUUGUCAUGGGAUAAUUUUAUUUUCCUAAAGCAACUUCAAGAGCUUGAUUGAACAUUUGGAUGGCAGAUCUGCAUCUUGACUCGAGGCUGUAAGAAAAGAGAAUAAAAUCUGACCUGAUCUCUUAUAGCUAUCAUGGGAAAGGAGCUGGAGAGUCACUUUAAAAGAAAGUACUAGCGGUCCUCGCUAAAGCUCCAAGACAAACCACAAGAAUUCAAAGCAGCACUUGGAGUUUUUCUCUGAAUCAUUGGAUACCAGACGAGCAUGAGGAGCUGUUCCAUUUAUUACCUUACCGGUAAAUACUUAAAACUCGGGGAAGCGUGAUGGAAAGGCUGUGUUUAUAGAUUCCAUACAGAUUCCUAUUAUUGCGAUGGGCUGUAAUAAUGGACUCUUGUAUUGUGCUUGUCAUCACAACAUCCACAGAAAUCUGGCCAAUAUUUAACAUUUGUUUUACCUUAAGUAGCUCAGGCAGGGCGUGAAUUACUGGAAGGAUUUGAACCGUAAACAAACGGUUGGGGGUUUUAGAAAAAAAAGAAAAAAAAAAAAAAGUCGUAGCCUGAGGAGGUUACUAUAGCAACAGUACGCUGCGAUCGAUUUCCGCUUUGGUUUGCGACAAAACAAAACGAAGUACUAGUUUCUCACUUUAUUUUACAAGAAGAGUACACUUUAAAAAGCUUUUAAAAGACAACUGUCGUUUUCCUAACUCUUAAGGACGCUAAAAUACGUUACGUAAGAGGUACCUUAACGAUAAUUACCUUUAGGAAAAACUGAUCUCCUUUAAGUUACUUGGAAUUCACACAUUGAGCUCAAGCAGUGUAUUUUGCGCAAUCUUCUUUUUUGAUUUUUCUUAACCCUAAAUCGUCUACAAGAGUGCGUAAAUUACAUGUCAGGCAGUGUAUGAGGAGGUAAAAGCUCGCAUCUGACAGCAGAGCGGCUCAUUCACCUGGUGAACACAGAGCGCAAGGAGCGCAGCCUACGCACUUUGGGUUUGUCCCAUUGCAAGAGACGCGCUCAGUGCGCGCUCCCCGAGGACAUCCAGCCCAGCGGACCGGGCGUUAUAGAGGAGCGCAUCCAUCCGACCCCUCUCAUCUGUCAAUCAACCAUGUGGUUCAUCAAUCUAACGUUGCUCGUGCUCAAGCUGUCCGUGUCUGCGGAGGGAUUCUCCACGUGCCAGUCCUACAACUUGGACGAUCACAAAUCUAAAAGGAUCGAGGCGGUGCGCGGACAGAUUUUGAGCAAGCUGCGCAUCCGGAGUCCUCCGAAUCCCGAAGCCAGCCCGCCACCGGAGUCGGUACCGGUGGAGGUGAUGUUACUUUAUAACAGUACGAAGGAGCUGCUGAAGGAGCGCGCGCGUCAGGCCGAAGCCGCGUGCGAGCGGGAGAGCAGUGAGGAGGACUAUUAUGCCAAAGAGGUGCAGCGGAUCAAUAUGAUGCCACUGCGCACUGAUACGAACUCAAUCAACCCGGUUCCUCAGAGCCCGUACUUCAGGAUAGUGGGCUUCGACGUCACCAACGUGGAGCGAAAUUCCAGUACUUUGGUCAAAGCAGAAUUUCGCAUCUUCAGAGCGCCAAACCCACAGGCGCGCACCACAGAGCAGCGUGUGGAAAUAUACCAGAUUCUCAAAUCUGACGACGUGACAGCGCCGUCUCAGAGGUACAUCGACUCCAGAACGGUUGAGCCUCGAGCCAAGGGAGCGUGGUUGUCUGUCGACGUCACAGAGACUGUGAAGGAGUGGAUGGCGUUUAGAGAGAGAAAUCUCGGCCUCAAGAUCAGUGUUCACUGUCCCUGCUGUACAUUCGUCCCUUCCACAAACAAUAUCGUUCCUAACAAGAGUGAAGAGUUGGAAGCCAGAUUUGCAGGCAUUGACGACGACCUUAUAAAGCAGAACAGAAGACCAGGCAUGACUAAAGGACAGAUUGAAUUCAGCACAAAAACUCCCCAUUUGAUACUAACCCUGCUGCCCACUGACCGUCUGGAGAGUCCCACCAAGAAAAACCGCAAGAAGAGAUCAGCAGCAGACACAUCUAUAUGCUCACGGGCUGAUCAGGGCUGCUGUCUGAGGUCUCUGUAUAUUGAUUUUCGGCGGGAUUUGAACUGGAAGUGGAUCCAUGAACCAAAAGGAUACAAAGCAAAUUUCUGUGCGGGUAACUGUCCUUACCUAUGGAGCGCCGACAACCACUACAACAUGAUUCUCCCGCUGUAUAAUAAAAUGAAUCCAGAAGCAUCAGCAUCUCCGUGUUGUGUUCCUCAGGACCUGGAGCCCCUCACCAUCGUUUACUUCCUGGGCCGAACGCCACGUGUGGAACAGCUCUCCAACAUGGUGGUCCGGUCCUGCAAGUGCCGCUGAUGCAGUGGAGAGAGAAGACAUAGAGAUCUCAGACAGAGAACAGGAACCAGGUGGAUUAGAGGAGAGCAAGCUAACAUCUCAAUGGACGGCAUAGGGACAGUCCACCUAAAAAUGAAAAUCGUCAUCAUUUACCUACCCACAUGUUGUUCCAAAUUAGUAUGCAUUUCUUUCUUCUGACAAACACCAAAGAAAACAUUCUUAAGAUUGUAGGACCCCAUUGUGACACUAAGACAUUUCUCAAAAUAUUUUCUUUCACGGUCUACAGAAGAAAGAAGUGAGUUUUUAUGUUUGGGUGAAUUAUACCUACAAACUUGUGGGAUGAGGAAUAACGUAUAAUCAUACAUCAAGCAUCUUCAAUACAGGAGCGAUAACAGUCUCCUGCAUUGGUAAUAGUCUAAUAAAUAAGCUUUUUUGACUAAUAUCUCCUCGCAUUUUCAGUAUCGCAACAGUGACACACAAAAUAUACGCCCGCAGUGCAUCCUUUUUAGAUUUUGUAUGAAGUUUACUGUAGAUCGGUUUCUAUUUUUGCAAAUGUAAAUAGUAUUUGGUGAUGUUUAUAUGUGUUUAUGUGCUAAAUACAAUAAAUUUUGA